Gigantopelta aegis is the source of this 1564-nucleotide messenger RNA. Its product is annotated as innexin unc-9-like. The record is from RefSeq and is a predicted model, not a curated record. NCBI's taxonomy places the organism in Eukaryota, Metazoa, Mollusca, Gastropoda, Neomphalida, Peltospiridae. The coding region runs from base 55 to 1287 and encodes 410 amino acids. The transcript has 3 exons.
AUUACACACAGCAAGCGGCGACAGACACUCCAGACAGACUGCAGCUACUGAAACAUGUUAUCAGUGAUUGGUUCGUUAUUCGGCUCAGCGGCCAAGUUAAGUGGGUUUUCUGCUCCUAGCGACGACGACCUCAUCGACCGCGUCAACCACGGCGUCAGCGUCUUCAUCCUCACUCUGUUCGCCGUCGUCGUCAGCACAAAACAGUUCGCGGGAGAUCCAAUCAAAUGUCUCAUGGGAAAGGAAUACGAAGGUUCUCAUGUUGACUACACUCAUCAUUUGUGCUGGAUUGGUAACACAUACUACGUUCCAUUCGGAGAAAUACUGCCCGAAGAAGAGAAGGAGAGAGAGAUGAAACAGGUGAAAUAUUACCAGUGGAUACCAGUCAUACUUCUGACGCAGGCGCUGCUCUUCAAAAUACCCAACGUCAUCUGGAAACUGUUUAACCCCAGGGUGGGUCUCAACAUGAACAAGAUACUCGAUAUGGUCGCGGAUACGCAAUUGAGUUCCCCGGACGAGAGAAAAUCAACCAUUCACAACCUUGCUAGGAAUAUCAACAACUGGCUGUCGUUCAAGAGGGAACGAUAUUACAGUGUCAUAUCGCGCAUGCGUAUUAAGUUAUCCAGAUUUAAAAUUCUGUGCUUUCCUCUGGGUGUGCGUAGUGGGACGUAUCUAGUUGGUUUGUAUAUUUUCAUAAAGAUCUGCUAUUUGGCUAAUUCUGUUGGACAGUUCUAUCUACUGAAUUCGUUUUUGUCUAUGGACUUUACGACAUAUGGGCGAGAACUUGUUUCGGGAUUCACACAAGACGGAAUGAUACAGGAGAGUUACCGUUUUCCAAAGAUAACAUAUUGCGACGUCAAGAUUCGUCAGUUACAGAACUUGCACACUAAAACAUUUCAGUGUGUUUUGUCCAUCAACCUAUUUACUGAGAAAAUCUUUGCCUUUUUGUGGUUCUGGUUAGUAGCUGUGUGCGUUCUCAACGUCUACAGUUUGCUGGUGUGGCUGUAUGACGUAAUGUUGCUACGCAACAGGGUACUCUACGUUGAAGAGUUCCUGUGGUCUCGAGUCAGUGUGCCGGAGAAUCGAGUGAGAGUCUCGAAAUUUGUGGACGAUUAUUUGCGUGACGAUGGCGUGUUUGUGCUGCGUGUCGUGUUGGAGAACUCCAACGUGAUGGUUCAAUCCGACUUGAUUCUCGAACUGUGGAAUCUCUUUAUUGAAGGGCCCUUUAGUGAGAUGACAGAACGCGAUAAGCGAAAAGAGCAACUCUACCAGGAGAAGAUCAAAGGCUAAAUGGUCGGAAUGUCUGUUUUUGUUUCUUCCUGGUGGAAGCACAAAGACAAACAUGUAUUUCCACUAGCAACAAUUCAUUCUAGUUGUCAAAACGAUUAAAAUAUUAAUAGUUAAAUAUAUUAUUAAAAAACACCCACACUUUAUUACCCAUAUGGUUAAAAAUAGUUUGGUUCAUAUCAAAGUGAACUACGUCCUACUUGAGUGCCUGGUUCGGACGUAUCACUUUGACGUCAUACGAUGACGUUAUUGCUUGGUGCACUGCUAGGCCAGGAGCAUU